GAUUUUGUGAGGUCAAAAUUUAGGGACCUAUAAAAUUAAAUGGAUGAUAACAUGAAAGAUGAUAUGGUUAUAGAUCUUGAUUUGAACCAAGAGCCAUUAGUGGACCCUCCACCACCUCCGCCUUUUGGUUAUGGUCCUUUGCUAAACGAACUAGAGACCACACAUGAUAGAAUCGAGGAUCGAAUUAGGAAACUUGAAGCUGUUACAGCUAGGGCUAGACAACGGCAGCGAUGGCGACAGGCAAGAAACAAUCAGGAAUUGAGUUACAUGACAGUAAUCGAGCUAGAUGUUGGUGCAGGAAACCAGAAUCAAGACGACAAUAAUGUUCGUGAUGUGGAUUGAAUUAUAAACACUCCUGGUGGUGUUGAAAAGAGGGCUAAUGGUGAAAGAGGGAGAAACAACAAAAGAGAUAUCAGCCAGUUGGCAAAAGCUUUGGAGAUGGAUUUAGAUUCCAAGAAGACAGAUAACAAUGGAGGCGGAGAUGAUGAGAGUGGGGGUUUCUUCGAUUGUAACAUAUGCUUGGAGAUGGUGAGUGAUCCUAAUGGUAGCUUAGGGUAGCAUGGGCUACCCCUAAAAAAUCUCGAGUAGUGCCCCCAACCACAACUUUCAUAUGUCGUAUCCUUCCCUCCUUUUAUUAGCGAUUUUUAUUCCAUAAUAGGUCCCCUGCCAUUGUCGAUCUCGAAUGCACCGCAUCCUCUAGUCCUCUUAUAUUAGCGAUCUGUUAUUAGGUUGUCAUCUCUUCUCACAGGCCCAUCACACAUUGCUUACGAUCACAACAAGCCUG
Messenger RNA from Lactuca sativa (garden lettuce), 784 nucleotides. NCBI's taxonomy places the organism in Eukaryota, Viridiplantae, Streptophyta, Magnoliopsida, Asterales, Asteraceae. The record is from RefSeq and is a predicted model, not a curated record.